GGGAGUUACCAUCAACACUCGUCAGUUGUGUCUCAUUCUGUGAACACGUACGUUCGCGAAGCUCUCUCGUGGGCUCUCCACUCCCUUGGGAUAAAUUCGGGUUUCAUAAAUAACUAAUCCAAAAUGGCUUACCACGGUCCCUCCUACGGUCUCAGCAGGGAAUGCCAGAUGAAGGUUCUCAGAAAACUAACUAGAGAUGAAUUAUUCGCCAUGUUAGUUAGCCAGGCCAAGUUCGACCUCACCAGAGCUCGAGAAUCCUGCGAUUGGGUCGAAGGGGUCACCGGGUUGACUCUCGACUGGCCAUCCUCCGACGGGCUGGUCGAUCAGCUGGCCUUCGGUCACGCCCUCAAGGAUGGGGUAGCCCUUUGCACGUUAAUGAACGUCCUGCUUCCAGGAGCAGUCCCGCGCAUCAGCACUAUGAAAGCACCUUUCAAACAGCGCGAGAAUCUGGAGCUCUUCUUGAAGGGCUGCGAAAACUACGGACUCAAGAGCCAAGACUUGUUCCAGGUCAACGAUCUCUACGAGAAUAAGAAUCUUUAUAUGGUUGUCGACUGCCUCUUUGCGCUCGGUGGAUUGGCCCAGAAAAGAGGUUUCGAUGGUCCUGUCAUAGGCGUUAAGGUAGCAAUGGAGAACAAGAGGAACUUCUCGCAAGACAAACUGAAGGAGUCGCAGAAGAUCAUUGGUUUGCAGUAUGGCAGCAAUAAAGGUGCCUCACAGGCUGGUAUGACUGCCUAUGGCACUGGUAGACAGAUCAUUCCUGGAGAGGCCCAAAAAAUUGUAAGUACUGAUAGCCACAAGAUCAUCGGUCUUCAGUCUGGAAGUAACAAAGGAGCUUCUCAGGCAGGGAUGACACCUUAUGGAGCACCCAGGCAAAUUAUUCCUGAUGAUUCACAGAAAUUAAUUUCUGCGGAUGGCCACACCAUACUUACUCUCCAGUCUGGAAGUAACAAGGGUGCAUCACAAGCUGGCAUGACGCCAUAUGGAGCGCCCCGUCAAAUCAUUGCUGAUGAGUGUGUCAAGAAGAACAAACAUAAUCGCGAGAGGAGUAGUUUACCCCAUUCAGUAGAGGAUGUCUCCCAUGAUAGCCUGGGAUCACAUGAUGAAGAUUCUGCAUCAUCUGCUGUAGAUGAAGAUUCAUACUCCCAGUCAUCGGUCACAGAACAAGAGAUUGGCAUUGGGGACUCCGGAGAUUAUGAGCGGUAAACUGGAGACAUAUCAGUGUAGCAGGCCCUCCAUGCACCCUCCUUAUAGAAAACUUACGGCAUUUUUUUUUCUUUUCCAUCAGUUCUAUCAGCAUAUAGAUAUACAAAUAUUAUUUAAGAACCUUGUCAUUCCUUUAUUUGAAAUUGUGUGUAAUUGCUGGACAUUUUCUCAUACCCUUUCAAUAAUAAUUGUCUCCUCAUUACAUUAUUUAGUUAUCACCAAAUGUAACUAUUCAUAAGAUUACAUACCGUGUAUGACAUUCAAAAUUACAGUAUGCUUGAGCUUAUUUUAAUCAAAAGCACAUGCACAAUGAACAAUUUAUCUUGCAUGCAACCAGUUCUAGGACUUAAGUACUAGUUUGCAAAUAAUUAAUUUUAUAUGAUAACUUGUCCAUGCUUAACACUUAUUUUUAGCUACUCAAUUUUAUAUGUAAUUAUUUUUCAUAUAAUUAUUGCAGUACAGUGCACACGUUUUUGAUACUUUGAUUAUCAAAAGUUUAUGUAACUGACUCAUUUUUAGCAGAGCUUAAUUUGUUGUAGAAAGGUGUUGAAAGACUGUUUUAGCUGUUGGGCUUCAUUCCACAUGUAUGCAAUCCUUGAUGUUGUUGAGUUAUAUAGUUCACUUAAGAACCUCUGAUAUUGUCUUUAGGAUAACAAAAAUCUAUGUUCACUGUAAAUGUUAUCCUUCAUUAAUGAUUGUAUUGUUUUAUUUAUUUUUAAAAGAAAUGACAAGGUUGAAAGUGUUCUAUACCUUCUCUGCAACAAGGUCCAUAAAACAAUUGUAAUUUUAUCUUUCUAUACUACUAGCAUUUCACUUCCCUAUUGGUAGCUCAGUCCAGGAAAAAGAAAUUUUUCUUACCUCUCGUGAAGCAUAUAGCAUCUUUUUUUAUAGACUGACCUAGAAUGAGGGUAUGUUUAAAUCAUUCAACAUCUGCAAGAAGAAAAAGAUGGAGUAUGUGCCAUGCAGUCAGAAAGUUAAUGAUCAGUUUAAUUAAUCCCAUUAAACAACUCUUAUGUUCAAAGUUCCAAUGAGAGAAAGUAUUAUAGACUUAAAUUGACGAGGUAUGUCUUGUUGAGCAGUCUUAUAAAAAUCCAUUAGUCACAAAAGUCUGGUUCACUAUUUUAAUUAACAAUUUUAUUGGGGGGUUCAUAUUAUUCUGCUCUAUUCUUAAUACCAUAUUUUGUUGGAAUUUUAAACCACAAAUCUCAAUACAUCAUUGUUCCUGAUUCCAUCCACUGAUUUUUUGGAAGAAGCAUUUUAGAUUUCAGUAUGGCUCAUAGCUAAAUAUUUUUGUAUAUUUUAUAUUUAAAGUAUAGUUAUUUUAUUAGCAAUGAUGCCACAGAUAACUUUCUUACUAUCUUCCUUCCUUUCUGCUCAUUAGGCUAUCAAAAAGUGAUUGCCAUCUUAUCAUUACGUAUCAUGCAGAUGAUUGCAUUUAUACUCUAUCCAUUUUCAGUGUAUUUUCUUGAGCUUUAGUCUUCCAAUUGGUUAGUUGGGAUCAUUCAUCGCAUUUAUAUAAUUAUAAUAAUAAUAAUUUCAUAAUUUUAUGCAAUUUCUACAGAUUCCUUUAUUAUAAGAUUUUUAUAAUUAUCUUGAAAUUUUACUAACUAAUGUUAAGUGUUUUUACUGUGGUUCUCAAUAAAACAUUUGGCUGGUAA
Molecule: messenger RNA, 2861 nt
Organism: Macrobrachium nipponense
Lineage: Eukaryota; Metazoa; Arthropoda; Malacostraca; Decapoda; Palaemonidae
Product: transgelin-3-like
Exons: 11
Coding region: 124-1203 (359 amino acids)
Biological process (GO): actin filament organization; actomyosin structure organization
Cellular component (GO): actin cytoskeleton
Molecular function (GO): actin filament binding
Source: RefSeq, a predicted model, not a curated record